Molecule: messenger RNA, 1163 nt
Organism: Haliotis rubra (blacklip abalone)
Lineage: Eukaryota; Metazoa; Mollusca; Gastropoda; Lepetellida; Haliotidae
Exons: 2
Coding region: 354-1163 (269 amino acids)
Source: RefSeq, a predicted model, not a curated record
UAAGCAUUCCACAGGGCAUUAAAGCUUCUUAAGCAUUCAAUCUAUUGAUGUCACGGGUGAACAAACAUUCCACGAGUAGAAUAAAGCAUUCCACAGAAUACAUUAAACAUUCCAUAGCUCUCUGAAAAUCAUUUCAACCCUGGCGAACGAACAUUCCUCAGUUAGAAUAAAAUAUUCCACUGAUGUAGAGUAUUAACCAACCAAACUGCAUGUGUACCACUCUACAUCCAAUCAGUGCUUACAUGCUCUACACAAUCCCACCAUAUACCUUUUAGUAUUAGACAUUUCAAAUCAGUUUCAUCGUCAUUAUCGAGUGAACAAGUUUCAGAAACACACCUCUGCUUGCAAUUCAUAUGGCACAGAAGAUGUUUCACCUUCAACAUGUGGACUUUUCAACAGACCAGCUGCUCUCGAGUACGUUUCAAGAAAUGAAGGAUAUUCUUAACACUCAGCUUCAUUUGCACGAAACGAUGAUGCGAACAAGUGAGUUGUAUAAAACCACAUACACAGAGAUGUUCCAGAGAAUGAAGACUCUAGAACAGAAAUUCCCCUCGCUAUCGCCAGCUCUCAUGAGCUUGAUGUUGGAUUAUUCAAAAAUCUCUGCCACCACUCAGGAUAGUAAUUCAAGUAACAGAAAACGUCAGUCACCCAACAAGCGUGUUGCUAAAGCUAAGAAGCCAAGGAAAGUGAAGGAACAGAAAAGUGGCCAGAAGCAGAAGUCUCAAAAGAAGAAAUCCACUCCUCCUAUACAACCAAAGAACCUGGGAGAAGAUACUGAAGCAGUGUCAACUCCAUCCCUCACAACCCGACCCAUAACACCUACCACAGAACCUACUAUAGACGACUGGUGGUUGGAUUACACUCAUCUCAUGGAGGACAUAGAACAGCAAGAGAAACAAACCACAGACAUAACAGCUGUUGAUUCAUCCAGUGGAAUCAUGGAAGAUCUCUAUCAGGAAGAGAAACUUACUCCUCUUCAGAAAAGUUGCAGUGUAUGUCGUCACAACAAUAAGUUGCGUUACAUCAGUUGUAAUAGUGGACAAAUUCAGUGUCAUGUGUGUUGUAUGGAUCUCAUGAACUGUAUGUGCUACUAUGAUGAAGGCGACAUGAUGAAAGACAUGGUAUCGCGCCAGGACUUUGAAGGUCAUAUCCUAUCAGUGUAA